Molecule: messenger RNA, 2154 nt
Organism: Mollisia scopiformis
Lineage: Eukaryota; Fungi; Ascomycota; Leotiomycetes; Helotiales; Mollisiaceae
Product: HET-domain-containing protein
Exons: 2
Coding region: 62-2035 (657 amino acids)
Source: RefSeq, a predicted model, not a curated record
CUCCCGCCUCUCUUUCUGACGGAUUCAUCUUGCUACGACGACAAAAAGAUCCAGAGGUAUUAUGAACCUGCCUCCCAACUCCAAGCGGCUCUGUGAGCGAUGCACUCGAAUGACUUCGACGCUCGAGGGUCUGCAAGAACUGGCUUCCAGACAAGGCUACAAGCAUCUCUCGAUCGAGGAGCUAUACAGCUCGGCAGCUUUAGGGUGCUCUUUUUGUACUAUAUUGACAAGGUAUCACAAGAGAGGAGAACGUGGUUAUCCAGAAACACAGGUUCAAAUACUCCCAAGAAGUUCCCCAUUGAAGGACGAUGAAAUCGGGGAUCACAUGGCGCAGUCCGGGAGCACAGAUUACCCCUUCACAAAUGCAAAACUGGAUGACCUUCAGAGCUGUAAGUGGUACAAUUGGACCAAAGCCGAAGACACAGAUUCAAGGAGUCUCGAUUCAAGACCUGGAUGGUUGUAUCCUUUCACAGGCCAAGAUGAUACUGCAGCGCCAUAUACCAAUAUUGAAGACGAUCAUAUCUCGGUUUCUGGACCAGAAAUUGAGGAAGAGAUCUUGAAGCGGCUUGAAUUGUGCAUGAAAAACCACUCUUGUUGCCCGAAAUCAAAUGAGUCGUGCUUGCCUUCUCGAGUGAUAGAUGUCCGCCCCAAAGGCGAGGACGACAAAGUUUAUCUCUACACCACACAAUCUAAAGAUGCAUCCAAAUAUCUCGCACUGAGCUAUGUUUGGGGUGGUCCACAAGAGGUAACAACAACAACGGCCACACUUCUGGACAAACAUCAAGGCAUCUCAAUGCCUAAUCUUCCACUCACAAUACAAGACGCAAUCAGAGUCACUCGGAACCUUGGAUUCCGGUAUCUCUGGAUUGACGCCCUGUGUAUCAUUCAAGAUGAUGAUGAAGAUAAGAAGCACGAGAUCAAGCGCAUGGGUACAAUUUACAAAAAUGCGACUAUGACUAUCGCUGCCGCAAACACCACAAGUGUUAACGAAUCUUUCCUUGCUCCCAGACCAAUACCUGGUACCUGUCCUUUCCCAUAUCUCCUUCCUGAUGGUACCUUUGGAACCCUUUGGAUUAAAGACAAAGGCCAUCCAGAACCCAUACAAAGCCCUCUAGAUUCUCGAGCAUGGGCCUGUCAAGAAUCUCUACUUUCGCCUCGAAUUCUUUGGUACGGGCCAGCACAUCUAAAGUGGAUUUGCAAUGUAGACAAGUUCCCUGACUGCAAUUUGGGGAAAGCUCCAACGUACUAUUCCAGCUACAACUACAAACAUCGACGCCUUCCACAGAGUAUCUAUGGGCUUGCGGAGGAACUCGUUGAUGAUAUCGACACUCUUAGGUCGAGGAUAUGGAUCCAAACUAUGAUGGACUAUAGCAGCCGUGCCCUGACAUACCAUGAAGAUCGCCUUCCCGCGCUCUCUGGUGUGGCUUCUGAAACGCAAAAAGUUUGGGGCGACGAGUACUAUGCUGGCAUGUGGCAAAAGUAUCUUGUCAGACACCUCGCAUGGCACGCUAGCAUUUCCACAACCGCGACGAUCACAAAGGAUGCCGAUACUGAGAAUUUGCACCUCCCAAAACAAGACCAAUCUCAAUCGCCGACUUGGUCUUGGACUUCAUACAAAGGACAGGUUGGUGUGGAAGAAGUUGAAAAGAGUUUUGCAGAAGUAUUAGACUGCCGUAUUACGUUAGUAGACGACGAAUUCCCAUUGUCACGGCUUAUUGACGGAAGGCUUGAACUCGACACGGCGUGCAUUACAGAAGAAGAUUAUUCGCAGAUGAGGAAAUCGUAUCCACGGGAACUUCCUCGAUUUACUCGAUUCUAUUGGGACUACGAUCAGUGCGAGGACCAAGAUCACAUCAAUAAGUCGUUUGUUUAUGCUCUUCUUGGCUUCAAAGAGCGCGAUGAUUUCGUAGCCCUAGUGUUGGCUCCACUUGGAGAUGGGACAUUUAUGAGAAUUGGGAUAUUCCGCGGCGCGAGUGGUAAUGUUCUCUUUGGGAAACCAAGAUCUUUGGUCAGGAAAAGGAUAAUCAUCAUCUGAACAUUCACAGCAUUUGAAACAAGCUCUAACAUAUUGGGCAAAUAGAAUGUAAGAAGCACCACUAUUGCAAUGUGUUUCCGCGUUGCAGCAGAGCUUUCAUCCCCUCAAAAAUUGAAUUG